CAUCGCCAUCCUCAGCUCAUCGCCUCCUCAAACCACCAUAACAGCAGCAUAUUCCUCGUCGCGAUUCUUCCAAUUCUAUAACCAUCUCGACACCCACACACCACCAUCGCCAUGGCUUCCAAACCCAACCCCCAAGCCAUUCAAACGCGCAUCACCCAUCUCCUCAAGCAUUGGCCCACCGACAAAGUCCGCCCGUCUUCCGUCUCCGUCCAGAAUUACCUCCAGGCAUGUCUAGGACAGCCCACCGCUGAAGCACAACAGAAGAAGCAGCCCGAGCAAGUACAACAAAAAGUCACCAUCAAUCAGGCGUCAUUGAAUGCCCUGUCCUCGUUGCUGGAGGAUCGGUACGCGAGACGAUAUCCGUUGUCGCCGCGCUUGCGCCGCCCGGCGAGUAACCCGGAUCACUAUGAUAAUGUUAUUCGGGAGUUCGAUGAGGCGCCGUCGCGGGAUUGGAUGGGUCGGUUGAAGAAGAGGUUGUCGGGACUGUUGCGGAUGAAAUAGGCUGGUUUGGAGGUGAAGGUGGCUGCUAUACUACUAUUGUAUCACUAUUGAAGAGGAAGGUGGGUACUGGGAGAGGUUACAAAAAACAUCUCUGUACUUUUACGACAUUGUACAUAUAUAAUACUGCAGGCGAAAUUGGUAUUUGUUCAAUUAUGUGUUCUCAGAUGGGGCCUCAAGGCAUAUAUCUGUUUGUUUGGGGAUAUCAUUUGUCCAAUGACACGCUCGGAAUAUACAAAGAGUUGGGAUCAUAUAGUUUAAUAUCAACAAAAGAAACAAGGCAAGUCACUGC
Messenger RNA from Aspergillus sclerotioniger CBS 115572, 790 nucleotides. RefSeq names its product ubiquinol-cytochrome c reductase complex assembly factor 2. The coding region runs from base 112 to 501 and encodes 129 amino acids. The record is from RefSeq and is a predicted model, not a curated record. Lineage: Eukaryota; Fungi; Ascomycota; Eurotiomycetes; Eurotiales; Aspergillaceae. The transcript has 2 exons. Gene Ontology annotation, cellular component: Cbp3p-Cbp6 complex; mitochondrion. Gene Ontology annotation, biological process: mitochondrial respiratory chain complex III assembly. Gene Ontology annotation, molecular function: ribosome binding.